Molecule: messenger RNA, 1605 nt
Organism: Aspergillus oryzae RIB40
Lineage: Eukaryota; Fungi; Ascomycota; Eurotiomycetes; Eurotiales; Aspergillaceae
Product: putative MFS transporter Fmp42
Exons: 4
Coding region: 1-1605 (534 amino acids)
Cellular component (GO): fungal-type vacuole membrane
Source: RefSeq, a predicted model, not a curated record
AUGGUGCGGCAUAUGAAGAACUCCCGGAAGAGUCGCUAUCUGCAGGUCGGUAUUGCAGUAAUCUACUGUUUUCUCGCUGCGGGCGUUGUCUUUGGUUUCGCGGCACUGAAGCCGGUGUUAAUUCGAGAAGGCGUUUACCACAGUAUGUGCUCGCAAGAGGAGCUAAAUGAACGCCAAGAUGUGUGCUAUGCACAAGAACUUCGCCUCAACCUGAUGUUCACCAUAGCCGCCGUGGCGACCAACGUAUCUGCCCUUCCAAUCGGAACUAUUCUAGACACGUACGGCCCGCGCGUGUGUGGUAUAAUAGGAAGCGGUUUCCUUUCUCUUGGCGCUAUACUUUUUGGACUCUCAAGCAGCAUUGGCUUCGACGGAUACAUCCCAGGAUAUCUUUUCUUGUCCUUGGGCGGGCCGUUCAUAUUCAUUUCAUCCUUCCAUCUUUCGAACACAUUCCCUACCCGCUCGGGGUCGAUUCUGUCCAUGCUCACAGGCGCAUUUGAUGCCUCCAGCGCACUGUUCUUAAUUUUUCGUUUGGUCAACGAGAACACAAACGGCCGGUUUACAACCGGGAAAUUCUUCCUAGCUUACCUCAUUGUUCCAGUAUUUAUACUAGUCGCACAGCUUACCAUCAUGCCAGCAACGUCUUAUAAAACCGCUGGAGAGCUGGUUCAGCAAGCAGAAGCCGAGAUUUCCGCCGAAGCGAACGACAGGGUGGACGACGAUAUCUCAGAUCGAAAUGAAGGCGAACGGCAACGGAAUGACCGUCGCGUUCAGCGCCAAGAUAUUGUCAACAAGAUCCAGGACCUCCUCACAGACACAGGACCUGAACACACAUCUAGAACUGAAGAACCAGUACUCAGAGCCAACGGAGGCGAACCAGAUACCUCAUCAGCAACAAAGCCCCAGAACACCACCGGCGGCGUCUGGGGUGCAAUGCACGGCUGCUCGGCUCUACGACAAGUUCGAUCCCCAUGGUUCGUUCUCAUCACACUUUUCACUGUCCUCCAGAUGCUUCGAAUCAACUACUUCGUGGCCUCAAUGCGCCAGCAGUACGAAUACCUGUUCGGGUCGCCUGAACAAGCCCGCAAGAUCAACGAACUAUUUGAUUUCUUUCUUCCCCUUGGCGGUCUUGUUUCCGUGCCGUUCAUUGGCGCUAUCCUCGAUAACGCAAGUACCCCCUUUGUGCUCCUCGUGCUCGUAUCAACCGCAACCGUGAUCGGUGUUCUCGGUUGCAUUCCCCUUAGUAUUGAAGCCGGAUACACCAACAUCGCCAUCUUCGCCAUAUAUCGCCCGUUCUACUACACCGCUGUGUCGGACUACGCAGCCAAGGUAUUCGGCUUCCAGACAUUCGGGAAGGUCUAUGGGCUCAUCAUCUGUCUAUCGGGUUUGGGUAAUUUCGCACAAGCAGGUCUUGACGCCCUCACCUUUAAGGUAUUUCACCGCAAUCCAAUUCCUGUAAAUGCUAUCCUCACUCUCGUGACCUGUUUGGUCGGCAUCGGAUUGGUCUGCCCAGCAGGUAAUGUGACUAUCCCGUGCUGUUUGCAUAAGCGUGGCCACAUACCAGUCUCGAUCUGCAGUGCCCUCAGCCGCAAUGCCACCCAGGGCUAA